GCCUGAGAAGGGGCCGUGGAGGACACCCUCCCACGUGAGACUUCAGGGAAAUCAUUCUCGUGACGAGUCACCCUCUGUCCCAUAGAAAACCUCAUCCACGUCAAAAUGACAGGAAAAAAAGGCAUUUGAACCAAUUCAACAAGAAAAGCUUAACCUCUUCUAAAUGCUCCUGGGCUCCUCUUCCGUUCUCAUCACUGACUUCUUUCCUUUGUACCUUCAUAGGCAGCAAAGGGCAGCAAUGAGAAACCACACCUAUAUGACAGAAUUCAUUCUGCUGGGACUGACAGACAUUCCAGAGAUUCAAUUUGUAAUCUUUAUACUUCUCUUCCUCACCUAUGUAUUCAGCAUCUUAGGUAACCUGACAAUCAUCACCCUCACGCUACUGGACUCCCAUCUCCAGACUCCCAUGUAUUUCUUCCUCUGGAACUUCUCCUUCCUAGAAAUUUUCUUUACAACCCCUUUUACUCCUAGGCUACUAUUCAGCAUCUCAACCGGAAACAGGAGCAUCAGCUUUGCUGGCUGCUUCACUCAGUAUUUCUUUGCCAUCUGCAAACCCCUGCAUUACACGACCAUCAUGAGCAACAGAGUCUGCAUCCAGUUGGUUCUCUGCUCCUGGCUGGGGGGAUUCCUCAUCAUUGUAUCCCCAAUCGUCCUAACCAGUCAACUGGAUUUCUGUGCCUCCAACAUGCUGAAUCAUUAUUAUUGUGACUAUGGACCUCUCAAAGAAAUAUCCUGCUCAGACACACGACUCCUGGAACUGGCUGACUUUAUCUUAGCAGUUGUGACCUUGGUGGUCACCCUGGUGACGGUGAUUCUCUCCUACGCAAACAUCAUCUGGACCGUUCUGAAG
This is a messenger RNA of Vicugna pacos (alpaca), 850 nucleotides long. Its product is annotated as olfactory receptor 2AP1-like. Gene Ontology annotation, cellular component: membrane. NCBI's taxonomy places the organism in Eukaryota, Metazoa, Chordata, Mammalia, Artiodactyla, Camelidae. Gene Ontology annotation, biological process: G protein-coupled receptor signaling pathway. The record is from RefSeq and is a predicted model, not a curated record. Gene Ontology annotation, molecular function: G protein-coupled receptor activity; olfactory receptor activity.